AUGUCGGAGAUGGAGAUUGUGGAAGACCGGGCCAAGCUGAAACAGGGCCUGGUGAAGGUGCUGCAGUGUGUUGCCACCAUCUCUUCUGCUGCGGCUGUGGUCAACCCGAUCUUCGGCGUGGCCGGCUCUCUAAUCCGAGUGGUGCUGCACCACGUGGACGAUGAGGACAUCCAGACGCUGAAGCGCGAGUUUGGCUCUGUCAACCGUGCCCUGGACAAGCUGUCCCAGCAGAACCACAGCGCCCUGCUACAGAUCAAGAAGGAGACGCUGGACGGCCAGUACUGCCGUGUGGAGGAGAACCUGCGCAAUCAGUUCCGCAAGUUCAUGGAGAUGGUGGAGGCGCGGCCCGUGCACUGCGAGCGCAAGAAGGAGGACUUUGAGGAGAGCUACUCCAACGACCUGGGAGACCAGAACCUGCACACACUCUACGAGGGCGUGGUGGGCAAGCCCAAGCUGUUCAGCCGGCCCAUCCUGGAGGUGUACCUGAAGCACUCGCAGGGCGACCGCCGCACCAUGGAGAACCUGUGCACGCGCCUCACAUACCUCUUCUGCAUCGGCCUGAUUGCCCUCAUGGGUUAUGCCGCCGUCAUCGGAGACGACGAGGAGGGUAUCAGCGACGAGUGGGCCGAGAAGAUGGAGCACGUGCAGGAGAGGAUGCAAGAGGCCCUCCAGAAGUGCAAGUGA
Coregonus sp. 'balchen' is the source of this 684-nucleotide messenger RNA. Lineage: Eukaryota; Metazoa; Chordata; Actinopteri; Salmoniformes; Salmonidae. The record is from the annotation of a GenBank genome assembly.